Molecule: messenger RNA, 976 nt
Organism: Chaetura pelagica (chimney swift)
Lineage: Eukaryota; Metazoa; Chordata; Aves; Apodiformes; Apodidae
Gene: SLC25A20
Product: solute carrier family 25 (carnitine/acylcarnitine translocase), member 20
Exons: 9
Coding region: 1-834 (277 amino acids)
Biological process (GO): carnitine transmembrane transport; positive regulation of neuron projection development; mitochondrial transport
Cellular component (GO): mitochondrial envelope
Molecular function (GO): O-acyl-L-carnitine transmembrane transporter activity; low-density lipoprotein particle binding
Source: RefSeq, a predicted model, not a curated record
AUGGUGAAAAUGAGAACAAUUCGUGUUGGUGCUGGGAGGGUCAGACUGCAAACCCAGCCCAAGCCACAGCCUGGUCAGCCUCCCCUCUAUUCUGGGACCUUUGACUGCUUCAGAAAGACCCUCACGGCAGAGGGAGUCCGAGGCUUGUACCGAGGAAUGGCAGCUCCUAUUGUUGGAGUGACACCCAUGUUUGCUGUGUGCUUCUUUGGAUUUGGCUUGGGAAAAAGGCUCCAACAGAGAAAACCUGACGACGUUUUGACGUACCCUCAGCUGUUUGCUGCUGGCAUGUUGUCAGGAGUGUUCACAACAGUUAUCAUGGCUCCAGGAGAGAGAAUCAAGUGCCUUUUACAGAUCCAGGCAGCUACAGGUGAAACUAAAUACAGUGGCUCUUUGGACUGUGCCAAGCAGCUGUACCGCGAGGCUGGGAUUCGUGGCGUGUACAAGGGGACAGUGCUCACCCUCAUGAGAGAUGUCCCAGCCAGUGGAAUGUACUUCAUGACGUACGAAUGGCUGAAGAACAUUCUGACCGGAAAGAGUGUGAGUGACCUCAGCGCACCAAGGAUCCUCUUUGCUGGGGGCCUGGCUGGGAUCUUCAACUGGGCAGUUGCCAUCCCACCUGACGUGCUGAAAUCCCGUUUCCAGACUGCUCCUCCAGGAAAAUACCCAAAUGGCUUUAGAGAUGUGCUGAGAGAACUUAUCAGAGAGGAGGGAGUUGCAUCUCUGUAUAAGGGCUUCACAGCUGUAAUGAUCAGGGCAUUUCCCGCAAAUGCAGCAUGUUUUCUUGGAUUUGAAGUUGCCAUGAAGUUUCUCAACUGGGUUGCACCAGGUCUAUGAAGACUAGGAAGUCUUUGGAAAUUAGAGAGGAGAAAGGAGAGUGCAAGUCUGCCUUAAAGGAAUAAAUGAAUGAUCACUUGAUGUUUCAGGAAUGAUUACUUGCAAACACCUUUUUGCCUUCCACGUGGUGCCAUGUCCCAUU